Thlaspi arvense is the source of this 405-nucleotide messenger RNA. The record is from the annotation of a GenBank genome assembly. NCBI's taxonomy places the organism in Eukaryota, Viridiplantae, Streptophyta, Magnoliopsida, Brassicales, Brassicaceae.
AUGGAUAAUGUUAGAAUAAAAUUGUAUAGCAAAAUUCCAAUUUCUUCUAUUAUUGGAUCGUUGGCUAAAGAUAAAUUUUGUAAUGUAUUAGGGCAUCCCAUUAGCAAAGCGACCUGGGCGGAUUCAUCAGAUUCUGAUAUUCUCAACCGAUUUGUGCGUAUAUGCAGAAAUAUUUCUCAUUAUUACAGCGGAUCCUCAAAAAAAAAAUUUUUGUAUCGAAUAAAAUAUAUACUUCGUCUUUGUUGUGUUAAAAACUUUGGCUCGUUGGGCUCGGGUUUAUUGGAAGAAUUUCUUACGGGGGAAGACCAAGUUCUUUCUUUAAUCUUCCCAAGAAGUUAUUAUGCUUCUAAAAGAUUAUAUCGAGUUCGGAUUUGGUAUUUGGAUAUUCUUUCUCUUAAUGAUUUG